Didymodactylos carnosus is the source of this 1407-nucleotide messenger RNA. The record is from the annotation of a GenBank genome assembly. Lineage: Eukaryota; Metazoa; Rotifera; Eurotatoria; Philodinida; Philodinidae.
AUGCCUGAGAUUGAGUUAUUAUGGAGCGUCGAUGAUGUUAUCGAAUAUUCAAAACGAUGGGCGUUAACUCAUGGUCUGUUAUGUUUAGUUCCCAACGAAUGUGAUCAAGCGACAUUUGUUCCAUACACAUUGUUUCCCAGUUGUUUAUCGCAGAAAGAGUUUGAAUUCAUCUGGAACAUACAAGCGGACUAUAAUCUAUUAUACACAAAAAUCUCGCAGAAUGAUGAUAUCUUGAAGAAAGCUCUGGAGUCAGUAAUUCCCAUUGACGAUUUCGUUGCGCGCCUAUGGAAUAUUUAUUUAUCGUGUAAAACAAAUAGACAACAGCCUAUUCAGUUAGAUAUUUAUCGAAAUGACUAUAUGUACGACACACAAGCCAACGAUAAAUCGCAAACAAAAAUGCGUCAAAUUGAGUUUAAUACGAUUAGCUCAGCAUUUGCCGGUCUUACAGGUAUUAUAUCACAGUUACACAAGGCCAUAUUCCGAUAUUCUAUCAGAAAUUGUACAAUACGCGAUAUUGAACUCAAUAGUCAGCAACAAGAAUCGAGUGAUCAUUAUGUUAAUUUUAUGGUUAAUAAUGCUGUAGAAAAUGCAGCUAAAGCCAUAGCAAAAGCGUAUGAGUUGUAUAAUAACCCAGAAUCGUGCAUUCUGUUCGUUAUACUUCCGAAUGAACGAAAUGUAUGUGAUCAAGGUGCACUGUACGAUGCGAUUCAAAAACAAAUACCAAACGUCAAAAUUUAUUUGAAAACAUUCAAAGAAUUAGUGAAUGAAAUACAAUUGAAUCAAAAUAACAAUUUAUGUUUCAAAAACAGCAAGGAAGAAAUUUCGAUUGUUUAUUAUCGUGCCGGAUACAUACCAGAUCAUUAUUUUGACGAAUCUAUAUGGAAUAUGCGGAAAACAAUCGAACAAUCCAAUGCUAUUAAAUGUCCGACAGUUCACUCUCAGUUAGCUGGUUGUAAAAUCGUUCAAGAAUAUUUAACGCGUCCAAAUAUUCUGGAAUCAUUUAUCAGCAAUUCCCACACUGUGGAAAAAAUUCGUUCAACCUUCGCGCCAAUGUUCACAUUUGAUACGGAAGACGUGGAUUACAAAAAGAAUAUUGCUUUGUUACUAUCAAAACCUGAUAAUUACGUUUUGAAACCCCAACGUGAAGGUGGCGGAAACAAUGUUUUCGGUCAAGAUAUUUUACAGUUAUUGAGUGAUAAAAAAGUUCAGUUAUCAAACUAUAUAGCAAUGGAGAAAAUUGUUCCACCCGUCUCUCGUAAUUGUCUGAUCAAACCAAACGGUAAACAUUUAAUUAAUGCACAUGUUAUUAACGAAAUUGGCAUCUAUGGUACGACAGUAAGUGACAUGACAACAAAUAAAAUAUAUUUAAAUGAAGUUUGUGGCUAUUUGUGUCGCACAAAGACUCCG